AUGGCUUUUGUGGCACAUAUAUUGGUUUUAAAUGAAUUAGAACAACAUCAAGCCAUUUAUGCAUUAAAAAUCCAACGUCGAAGACUUAGAGACACAUACAAUCCGUUUGAUUUACGUGAAUACGAUUUUACAAAAUUAUUUAGAAUCUCAAAAAAUUUGGCUUUAUAUACUAUUGACAAGUUAUCCAAUGUACAACGACUGCAAAGAAAACGUAAAAAUGGAUUGUCGUUACAACUGCAAGUAUUAGUAGCAAUUAGGUUUUUUGCUUUUGGAUCUUUUCAAAGAUGUGUCGGCCAAGAUUACUUAGGUAGUAUAAGUCAAUCAUCUGUUAGCCGUUGUAUAACAAGGGUAGCUACAUCCUUGUAUGAAGUUUGUUUAAGUGAUUGGGUCAGAUUUCCACAAAAUGAUGCUGAAAGAAAAGCAGUGGAGAUAAGAUUUAGAGAUUUAAUGGGGGUUCCGGGUAUUAUAGGGUGUAUAGAUGGAACACAAGUAGCUAUUGCAACACCAUUUCAUUUAGAUAAUGAAGAGGCGUAUAAGAAUCAUCACGGAUAUCAUUCUAUAAAUUGUCAAUUGAUUUGUGAUAAUCAAUUGAGAAUUAUGAAUGUCUUAUGUUUUCCUGGCACUGUGCAUGAUCAAUUUAUUUUCAGUUCUUCAAUAAUUCAUACUGAAAUGAAUAGGUUGCACACACAAAGAAUUGGAAAAUAUUUUCUACUUGCGGAUUCUGGAUACCGUGCUGAACCCUUUAUAUUAACACCUGUGCUUGGGGCAGCAGAAGGUAGCCCUGAAGAAAGAUACACCAAACGACACUGCCAAGUACGAAAUUGUAUAGAAAGGUGUAACGGAGUAUUGAAGAUGCGUUGGAGAUGUUUAUCUAAAUAUUCAACAUUACACUAUAGACCUAAGACCUCAGCAUUUAUUGUAAUUGCAUGUGUGAUACUACAUAAUAUGUGCCUUGAAUGGUAA
Messenger RNA from Macrosiphum euphorbiae (potato aphid), 963 nucleotides. The record is from the annotation of a GenBank genome assembly. NCBI's taxonomy places the organism in Eukaryota, Metazoa, Arthropoda, Insecta, Hemiptera, Aphididae.